AUGUCCCUUAGUAGGGGUCAUGGGGAAGCUGUGGCCACUGCGGCGGCGCCAUUGUCUGAAGACGGGGAAAUGACCUCCGGCCUCCAGGCGCUGGCCGUGGAGGACCCCGGAGGUCCUCCUGCUUCGGUUAAUAAGGCCGAAGAAGACAGGGAAGGUGACCGGGAGGAGGCCCAGCGCGCGGGGCCCGGGGGCCCGGAGGCCCAGGAAGACGCCCCUAGCGCCGCAGGGCAAGAGCCCGCAGAGGGGGACGCGGAGGACUGGUGCGUGGCCUGCAGCGACGAGGAGCUGGAGCUGCCGGCCGACGGCCAGUCCUGGAUGCCCCCGCCCGCCGAAAUCCAGCGUCUCUAUGAGCUGCUGGCCGCCCACGGGACCCUGGAGCUCCAGGCGGAGAUCCUGCCCCGCCGGCCGCCCACCCCCGAGGCCCAGAGCGAGGAGGAGCGAUCCGACGAGGAGCCCGAAGCCAAGGAGGAGGAGGAGGAAAAACCGCACAUGCCAACGGAGUUUGACUUUGACGAUGAGCCAAUGACACCCAAGGAUUCCCUGAUUGACCGAAGACGAACUCCAGGAAGUUCAGCCCGGAGCAAGAAACGGGAAGCCCGCCUGGACAAGGUCCUUUCAGACAUGAAGCGGCACAAGAAGCUUGAGGAGCAGAUUCUUCGCACUGGCAGGGACCUCUUCAGCCUGGACUCGGAGGACCCCAGCCCCGCCAGCCCCCCACUCCGGUCCUCGGGGAGCAGUCUCUUCCCCCGGCAGCGGAAAUACUGA
Molecule: messenger RNA, 765 nt
Organism: Elephantulus edwardii (Cape elephant shrew)
Lineage: Eukaryota; Metazoa; Chordata; Mammalia; Macroscelidea; Macroscelididae
Gene: PAGR1
Product: PAXIP1 associated glutamate-rich protein 1
Exons: 3
Coding region: 1-765 (254 amino acids)
Source: RefSeq, a predicted model, not a curated record